This is a messenger RNA of Prunus armeniaca (apricot), 2142 nucleotides long. The record is from the annotation of a GenBank genome assembly. Lineage: Eukaryota; Viridiplantae; Streptophyta; Magnoliopsida; Rosales; Rosaceae.
AUGGGCGGUUUAGGGAAGACCACCCUUGCAAGACAGCUUUAUCAUCACAAAAAAGUAAGGCAGCAUUUUCAUAGUUUUGCUUGGGUCUGUGUAUCUCAAUGGUGUCAAGUCAGAAAUGUUUGGGAAGGAAUUUUAAUUGAACUCAUUUCUGCUACCUGGGAACAAAAACAAGAAAUUAAGGACAUGACAGAUGAUGAAAUAGCAAAGAAGCUUUUCCGCGUUCUGCAAGAAAUGAGAUGUUUGGUGAUACUUGAUGACAUUUGGAGAAUCAACACAUGGAAUCUUUUGGAAAUUGCAUUUCCAAAUGUGGAAACAGAGAGCGCAAUAUUGCUUACUACACGCAAUCAAGCAGUAGCUUCGCUCCCAAAUAGAAAUGCUUAUCGCCACCAACUCCAGCCACUCAAUGAGAAUGAGAGUUGGGAACUACUUGAGAAGAAAACAAUAUCUGAAAAUGCUGAUAUCGAUUUGGGAAUGUACACAAAGAAGAGAGAAUUAGGAAUGAAUAUGCUUCGACAUUGUAAAGGUUUGCCAUUAGCCAUUAUUGUGCUUGCCGGAAUUCUAGCAAGAAAAAACACUGUUAGAGAGUGGGAGAGAGUGCAUGAGAAUGUUCGUGAAUACAUAAGGAAAGGGACAGGUCAUGAAGAGGAAUAUCAAGGUGCAUCAUGGGUUUUGGCAUUGAGUUAUGAUGACCUACCUUAUGGGUGGCAGAAGGUUUUAUCUUCUCGAGACAACAAAGACAUAGUUUGGGGAGAAACAAUGGAGGAUAUAGCACGUGAUUGGUUAAGUGAGUUGGUAGAAAGGUGUUUGGUUCAAGUGGGAACAAGUGGUUCAACUGGGACAAUUAAAGGUUGUCGAAUCCAUGAUCUUGUACGAGACAUGUGUUUGUUAAGGGCAAAAGAGGAAAGUUUUCUCCAGAUUAAAUAUUCUUUGCAAGAAAAUACUUCUUCUAUGGCAGCUGAGGCAACACAAUUGGGGAAAAUUCGAAGACUUGCUAUUUACUUGGAUAAGAACGCAGAUAUGUUGGUUUCUUCAAGAGAUGAAACAAAUGGUCACGCGAGGUCUCUAUUAUUCUUUGACCUAAGAGAAUGGAUUCCAAAAAGUGAAAAAGGAUUACUAUCUCCGUUGAAGGAUUUCAAAGUGCUUAGAGUUUUGAAGGUUGAAGGUCUUCGGGCAAGAAGAGUAGAGUUGCCACGUGAAAUUGGAAAUAUGGUACAUUUAAGGUUUCUAAGUGUGAGGAGGAGCGAAAUAAAAACGUUUCCGCCAUCCCUAGGUAAUUUAGUAUGCAUGCAAACUCUUGAUUUUCGUGUUUCAAGUUAUAUUGACAUGGUCAUCCCAAAUGUGAUAAAGAAGAUGAAACAAUUAAGACAUUUAUAUUUACCUUGGAAUUACAGAGUAAAGGGUAAGCUGGAGCUGUCUACUCUUGGCCAUCUACAAACCUUACAUAACCUUUCAAGUGAGUAUUGUGAUUUGAAAGAUGUUGGUAGAUUAACCAAUCUUAGAAAACUGAAAAUAAGAGUGUUAGGCUCUUUGCAAAAUCUAGAGGAAAUCUUAAAAUCUACAGGCAGCACGCUUAACCGUAUCCGGUCUCUAAUUGUGAAAAAUGACACGAAUAGCGGUGAAGAGCAAGCUAUGCAAAUAGUAUCAAGCUGUCGGGGUAUGUACAAAUUGACGUUGGAUGGGCCAAUCGCAGAAUUACCGAAAGAGCUACACAACUAUCCAAACCUCACCAAGUUAGUAUUAUGGAGUUGUGGUCUCAAGGAGAACCAAAUGGGAAUACUAGAGAAGCUGCCAAACCUAACAAAUUUGAAGCUUUUUGAAAAACCUUUCGAGGAGCAUACAAAGAUACUGGUUUUCUCCAGAGGAGGAUUUCCUUCUCUUGAAUUUCUUCAUGUUUCUAGAAUGGACCAAAUAACAGAGCUAAGGGUAGAGAAAGGAGCCAUGCCUCGUCUCUGUCGAUUGUGCAUCCAAUUUUGCUCGGGAUUGACUACACUUCCAGAUGGGCUGAGAUAUCUUAUUUAUCUCAAGGAAUUAACCAUCAGAUGGAUGUGUAGAGAACUUCAUCGUCGGAUUGAGGAAGAUGGAGAGGAUUUCUAUAAAAUUCAACAUGUACCUUCCCUUGUAAUUGGAGAACCACUCGAUUAA